GGAGGAGUGGAGCAGAAACCCCGGCCUGCUGAGGAAGAGAGAGAUGUGAUUGUGCGUGUUUGGGACGAGAAAGCAAAGCACGGAGUGAUCCCAAUCGAGGCAAAAGUCCACCCGUGGAGGUCGCGCACUUUUAUCACUUGCUCGCGUGGAUUUGUCAAGUAAAAGUGUUGUCGGAGGGACUUCUGCGUCUACUUUUGUUUUUCCUCUCUCUGCCUUUCCUCCCCCUCCGCCCUGCAUUCCGCGGAGCAGCUGUGUUUUAAUGCCCCUGCGCACCCGAGGAGGAGAGGAAGGAGAGAAGAGUGAGGAAGAAGAGGAAGAAGAAGAAGAAGAAGAAGAAGAAGUGAGAAGGCCUGGACACCACCCUUCCUCGCCCCUCGAAGGUCUGUGCUCUCUCCCCUCCUGGCCCUGCAUGGACGGGGAUGGGGAGAGCCGGAUGCUGUUGCCGCGGGGCUGAGCGCCUCGCCUCCCCGUCUCUGCUGCGCCGUUUCCGGCCACUGCUGCUGCUGAUCAUCGCUCUCUGCUGCGGAGCUCACUUAGGUCAGUGCCAGGUUGUCACCCCUCAGUGUCGUAUCCAGAAGUGCACCACUGACUUUGUCUCCCUCACGUCCCACCUGACCCCAGCUGUGGAUGGCUUCCACACAGAGUUCUGCAAGGCUCUACGUGCGUACUCGGCCUGCACCCAGAGGACCGCCAAAUCCUGCCGGGGGAACCUGGUCUUCCACUCGGCCGUGUUGGGCAUCUCAGACCUCAUGAGCCAGAGGAACUGCUCCAGAGACGGGCCGACGUCCUCCACGCACCCCGAGGUGCUGCACGAGCCCUGCAACUACCACAGUCGAACCCAGCACGCACACACACACUCCCACGUGCACACACACACCCAUGCUCACAGCCACACUCAUAGCCACUCUCGGGCUGGGUACCUGUUCUGUGGGCUGUUCGGGGACCCCCACCUGAGGACAUUUAAGGACAGCUUCCAGACAUGUAAGGUGGAGGGGGCGUGGCCUCUUAUUGACAAUGACUAUCUGUCGGUGCAGGUCACUAACGUCCCUGUGGUGCCUGGCUCCAGUGCCACAGCAACCAACAAGGUCACCAUCAUCUUUAAACCGUAUGAGGGGUGCACAGAGCAGAGGGUGUACCAGGCAGUUACAGACGGCCUCCCUGCUGCCUUCGAUGAUGGGACAAUCAGUAGUGGAGACCCCAUUCACACAUCUGCAGGUGCAGACGGUUCAGCUGGAAAAGUCCGGGCUCUGUGGAUAUCUGAGCGCAGCCCCGGGCGACAUGUGGAGCUGCACGCUGGAUACAUUGGUGUAACAGUGAUCGUUCGCCAGCUGGGCCGCUACCUGACCCUCGCAGUGCGGAUCCCAGAGGAGCUGGCUCAAGCCUACGAUGCCACCCAGGACCUGCAGCUGUGUCUGAACGGCUGCCCCAGCGGAGAGCGAAUAGACCAGGCGGGGCACCUUCCCCUGCCUCUCUCCCCUCCUGCGCUUGGCCUGCAGCUUCAGCAGCUGCAUAGGCCUGAAUACGCCUCACAGACACAAGCAUCCCCCUACGGUGCCAUGCAGGUCUUCGGAGUAGAGGAGGCAAAGGAGCGAUGCAGGGAACAGCUGGAGGUGCAGGACAUUUACUAUCACUCCUGUGUGUUUGACCUCCUAACCACCGGGGAUGCUAACUUCACUGUGGCCGCGUACAGUGCCCAGAAAGACAUGGAGAGUCUCCACCCUCACCAGGAUAGAUGGAGGAUCUACCCUCGCAGCUCUGCUUUGUCCACCUUGUGCUGUGAUUCUCCAGCUGUCCUGCUGUGUGCAGUGAUCUUAGCACUGAUGUAAGAUAGGGAGCGGGACUCUUUGUGUGUGUGGGGGUGCAGCGCACUAGAGAGAGUUUUUUUUAUGAGCACUGUUACUGAUCACUCACCUGUCUCACAUAGAGAGGAAGCAGCAGGCUGGACACGUACUGGGAACCAGAUUUUUUGUAGAAGAACUGCAUCUUACCCUUAGAAUCAGUCGUCUGAUGAAUAACACUGAACAUGUAAUAAAGGCUUUUUUAAAUCUGUCAUCAUCUUUGGAAAGGACACUUGACAGAGACACACAUGUACCUGAGUGGGUGAAGAGAGUGUGGAUACACUCUCUAAACUGUAAAUAGCUUGUCUUCAGUGCACAGUGUAAUGCCGUAGGGUUUUUAUUUUUUUUUGUCAUUUGAUGUGAUCUUUCUUUAAUACCUCAGACAGAGGAUGUUUUAACAGAAGCACUUUAUUUAGAUUUUUUUUUUUUUUUUACAAAUCUACAUCAGUGUUUCUUCAUCACUUGCUUUCUCCACCAAAAUCGCUGAUGGUUCACUUCAGAGCCAUCUAUAAUUUGACUUUUGAUCCAUUUGAACUAAAAGUCUGUUGAAUCCAAGGAGCUGCGAUAUUUGUUCAAAUGCAUCAUCUAGCUGAUUUGACUCAGCGUCCCCUGUAACAUCAGACAAUGUGAGUUAUCUUUUGAAUGUAUUAUGAUUUUUCUUUAAAGCAAAUGCCAUUACUUUCUGUUGCUCUUUGAGUAUGUUUUUCUCAGUCCUGAUUUCAAAUAUAUGUGAAUGAGUGUGUGCACGUGUGUGUGUGGCUGUGUCAGUGUUUUUUUAUUCCUCUGAGAAUCAUGUUGCAGGUGUUCCCACCUUUUUUUUUGUUGCCUAAAGUCUGUGACAAACAGGCUCAGUGUGUUCUUUGUUUAAUUUGAGCCAAAGAAAGUUAAUUUAUGGUUUAAUGUACAAAAAAAUCCAGAACUCACUGUUUAAACCAGCACGUCUCCUCCUCACUCUCUCUGUGUUUAAAUGUUUCUACUGUAGACAGUUUUACUCCUAAAGCCAGGAUUGAAGAGCUGCUCCUAACUGGGAUACAUUAAAGAUACAAAACACUGCAAACCAGCUGUGUGUUGUGGAAAAUGUGUACUAUUAAAUAUCUAAUAGACCCUUCAGACUAUGAGCCUUAUAACAUGUAACUUUCUGUAGUAUUAUGCCCCAUUUGGUUGGAUGUAUGAGUUGGUUUUCAGUUUUGGGCAUCUUGUGCGUGUCACUUUGGUGAAGAGUGGCUGAUCAAUGUUGAAAUACUUAACUUAUUUAUGAUCGUAGAGUCCUGUAGAGGAAGUGAAGCUCCAUAUUCUUGCUGUUGGAUAAUAAUUUAAAUAAUGUCAGAUGUGAUUGUACUGCCACUUAGUGGUGCUUUGUUGCUAUGUCUGUGCUACUCAAGGUGCUCAAAAAAACGGUGUGCAAGCGUUUUAUUUAAAAAACAAUAAAUACAAAAUGGUUCAAGUUU
Labrus bergylta (ballan wrasse) is the source of this 3286-nucleotide messenger RNA. It is a transcript of the gene rgmb, whose product is annotated as repulsive guidance molecule BMP co-receptor b. NCBI's taxonomy places the organism in Eukaryota, Metazoa, Chordata, Actinopteri, Labriformes, Labridae. The record is from RefSeq and is a predicted model, not a curated record. Gene Ontology annotation, cellular component: plasma membrane. Gene Ontology annotation, molecular function: coreceptor activity. Gene Ontology annotation, biological process: BMP signaling pathway.